CUUGGUUCUGGUCACUGCCAUCGACAUAUAUUUAUAUUUUCAUUUCGUGUUCCUUGCUUUUCUCUCUCUGAAUCUUCCCCGUUAUUCUCUCUCUCGGAGCUUCUGUGAAAGGGAGAAAAAUGGGGUUCUCCUCCUUUCUGGGUCGCGUCCUCUUUGCGUCCCUCUUCAUCCUCUCAGCAUGGCAGAUGUUUAAUGAAUUUGAUGCCAAUGGUGGACCCAUCUCGAAGGAGUUGAUUCCCAAGCUCACUGUCGUGAAGAAAAAUUUGUCUUCCAAAUUGGGGGUAGCUCUACCAGAUAUUGAUGCCCGGCAAUUCAUUUCUGUUAUCAUAUUUCUUAAGGGGGUCGGAGGGAUUUUGUUUGUGUUUGGCAACACAUUUGGAUCUUUUCUACUGCUUUUGCAUCUGGCGCUUACUACUCCACUUCUGUACGAUUUCUAUAACUAUAGACCCGGCAAGCCUAAAUAUAAUCAGCUGCUGAAUGAGUUCAUGCUGAACGCAGCACUUUUUGGGGCAUUGCUAUUCUUUAUUGGAAUGAAGAACUCAAUUCCCAGGAGUCAGCUCAGGAAGAAGAACCCUAAAGCAAAGACAGUUUAGAAAAAUAGAGCAAAACAUGUAUUAGUGUGCCAAAAUGCUUAGUUCGGCAUCCAACAUUUGAUCUUCAGCUGAGUUUGGAAUAGUUUACUUUUAGACAUAUUAAGAUUAUUUUGUUUAUUUGUGAGAUGGAUUAUAAUUUGAUUUUGAUAUGCUUCCCUUUUCACUUGCAA
This is a messenger RNA of Cajanus cajan (pigeon pea), 763 nucleotides long. RefSeq lists its product as uncharacterized. The record is from RefSeq and is a predicted model, not a curated record. NCBI's taxonomy places the organism in Eukaryota, Viridiplantae, Streptophyta, Magnoliopsida, Fabales, Fabaceae.